Molecule: messenger RNA, 3032 nt
Organism: Lactuca saligna
Lineage: Eukaryota; Viridiplantae; Streptophyta; Magnoliopsida; Asterales; Asteraceae
Source: the annotation of a GenBank genome assembly
GGGGCCCGAGUUUUGUGGUGGCUCUAAUGGCUGAAUUGAGAAAGAGAGGCUGAUCGGUGACAUAAGCGGGCUCGGUUUCGUAUAGACACGCGUGUCUUGUGAUUUGUAAACCGGAUUUCUUCAUUUGUGUUAAGGCUUCAUUGAAGUUGUUGAGUCUAUUGCCUACAUUGCUACCUAAAGCAAUUACUACUUGUUGUUCUUCGGAAUGAACUUGAAUUGAAGUGUCUGGUGAGGAAUGAAAGAAAGAAAAUGAUGCUUUGUAAGAUGUAAUGGCAUGAGUGUAUGAUGAUAACCUUGAUGGUAGUAUCCGCUUGCAAAUAUUCAUGUUUUUAUAAGAUAUAAACUUUCAUCAAGUUUUCAGAUUAAGUGGUGAAGGGGAAAUCUGCAAAAAGAUUAUAUGGCAUAGAACAGCUUUAAAGUAUUCACUUAUGGAGCUUCAUCAACAAUAAAGCCCAAAUCUAGCAUUGAGAUGGGUCUCUGCAAGUCAAGAUAUUACAGUCAAAAUAUAUGGAACAGAGAUUGAAAACUCGAACGAAUCUUCAAACGGGAAAUUUAAAAAAACCAAAAAAGUAAGCACCUUUAACACCGUUUGCUGCAACGAGAAUCGAAUGUGAGGGAUUCGAGAACUCAUACAAACAUAUACAUGUGUAACCCUGUGUAAGCGGAGUGAAACCCUUUUGAAUGGGGGUUAUUCUGUUGAUAUCUUUCAAGGGCAGUGGCAAUCCUGUAAAUAUAGCAAUAGUAAAAAGGUAAAAGAUUGGAAAAGAGGUCAAAGUAAAGCCCUCAUCUUUAAACCCAGAGAAGGGGUUGGGUUCUGUGAAAUGGUGGCGUUGAGGUGGGAUUCUUGAAAGCUCAAGCUUUUGGUGUGUCAAAAAUGGCGUCUUUCCCUUCUUUUACCCAAUUUUGUUCUUUGCCCAGGUGGCACUCGAAUUUGCCUUCGAUACCCUCAAUAAAUCUUGUAAAAUUCCCAGAUGUUAGACUGUGUAGUAGAUUUGCCAUUACAGCAGUUCCCAGAAGAAAACUCGCAGAAAAUACAUCUGAUGGAGAAGAAGACGACUCAGAAAAGAAGACAACACGUAAAAGAGCUCCAUCAAGAAGAAGAAAAAAAGUAGAAUCAGAUGUUCCAGAAGAAAACUCCAUACCAGAGACUAUUAUUAGCAACACAGACGAAAAGACAUCAUUGCCCUCCGAGUCCACAACAGUUCCGGAGAAACCUCAAAGAAGAACUCGAAAAAAAGAAAUUGCAAUCGCUUCUACUUCAAGUAACUUAGAAGAAGAAGAACCAGAAAAAAAGGUGACAAGGCGUACACGUGUCAAGAAAAAGAUGGAUGAUACAAUAGAUCAAAGUAGUGAAACCGAGCUAAGUGAGAUUGAAGAUGAUACAGAUAACGAAAAAGAUAUACAAUUUGAUGAAAAUGUUGAAGAUAUAAGCUUUACAUACUCAUGGCCACCUCUAAUUUGUUGUUUUGGAUCCACUCAUCAUGCAUUUGUACCUUCCGGAAGGCGAGCCAAUAGACUUUUGGAUCAUGAAUCACAUGAACGAAUGAAGGAAGCGUUGUGGGCCCCAGAGAAGUUUGUUAGGGCACCCGGAGGGUGUGCGAGUGACGUGGCACUGUGUCUUGCUAAUAUUGGGAGUAAUGCGGUUUUGAUGGGUAAAAUCGGGGAUGAUGACUUUGGUCAAGCUUUGUUGUUACAUUUGAAUGAGAAUCGAGUUCAAACUCGAUCCAUUCGGAUUGAUGCAAAAAGGACAACUUCGGUUUCACGGAUGAAAAUGAGCAAAAGGGGUAGUUUGAAGAUGACAUGUGUCAACGCGUGUGCGGAGGAUUCGCUAAAAAAGUCGGAAAUCAAUGUUGAUGUGCUCAAAGAGGCAAAAAUGUUUUACUUCAAUUCAUUCUCUCUUCUUGACAAAAAAAUGAGAACAAGUGCAUUGCAAGCUAUCAAGAUCUCAAAGCAACUUGGAGGACUCAUCUUUUUUGAUCUCAAUCUUCCAUUACCACUUUGGCAUUCUCGUGAAGAAACUCAAUCAAUCAUUCAAGAAGCAUUAGAACUUGCAGAUAUAAUCGAAGUCACCAAACAAGAACUCGAAUUCUUAUGUGGGAUUGUCCCAUCUGAAAGAUUUGACACCAAGGACAACGAUAGAUCAAAGUUUGUCCACUACGAUCCGGAUCAAAUCGGGUUGAUCCGACCCGACAAUCUUCAACUUUUAUUUGUCACAAACGGGACUUCCAAGAUUCACUACUAUACAAAGGAGCAUAACGGGUCGGUUCUUGGAAUGGAGGAUCCGCCCAUUACCCCUUUCACUUCUGACAUGUCAGCAGCUGGAGAUGGCAUUGUUGCAGGGCUUAUGAGUAAGUUGAUAGUUCAACCACACUUGAUGACUGAUAAAGAGUACUUGGUGCAUAGUAUUGACUAUGCCAUUAACCGUGGGGUGACACAACAAUGGCUUCAAGCCAGGACACGAGGCUACCCUCCAAAACCGGGGAUGGAAGAUGAUGAGUUUUUCUCGGAUCCAAAUGGGCUUAGAACAAUCUCCCAAAAAGCAUUCCGGACUCUGAUCCCUGUUGAAGAAGAAGAAGAAGAAGAAGAAGUGAGCUUAGAUGUGAAGAGAGAUGAUGGUGAUGAUUUGGAAGAAGAUGAAGGUGUGAAUGUGGUGAUAGAUGGUGAUUAUGAUUCGGAAGAUAUAAGUGACAUUGGAAUGGAGGAUGAAGAGCCUGUGAGGAGAGUAGUAAAUCAAGUGGUUGGGGCUAAAAGGAGAGGUUUGUAGUUUUUGUUUACAAGUUUUGAUUCUUCAACUUUGAGACAAAAUGAUGUGCUUGAUAGGGAUUAGUGGCAGUAUUUUAGCCUUAAGUUGGAUGUGCAAUUUUGUAGUUUGGUUUAUGUUUACCUGUUGUUGUAUGUGGUUUCAAAGUCUGUAAGAAGUAUUUCCACAAUUAAUUGUCCAGGUGUCAUCUGUCAUGAAACGUACCAACGAUUAUCCAGUUGAAAUCAACUUCAAAUUUAAAGGCAAAAACGUGGAAUCGAUGACUAAAUUU